AUGGGGAAGAGGUUCCAAAGCAUGCAAAAUUGGGGAGAGGUUGCACCUGCAGCCCUUUCAAGAAAAUCUUCUAGGGUUUUGACAAAACUAGAGACCAUAAUUGAAGAGGGGUCAGAAAGCAGCUUUGAAGGUGGGCAAAAGGGGAUGUCUUUGUAUGUUCUUCCUUUGCUCCUCACUGGGUUUAUGUACAUCAUGUUGUACACAGAUGUGGCUUGA
Prunus armeniaca (apricot) is the source of this 216-nucleotide messenger RNA. NCBI's taxonomy places the organism in Eukaryota, Viridiplantae, Streptophyta, Magnoliopsida, Rosales, Rosaceae. The record is from the annotation of a GenBank genome assembly.